AAAAAACAAAACAAAAACAACAAGAAAUAAAAUAAUGACGGGCCCUCUUACGGCAUCGGGUCCACAACCCGAGACUAGUCUAGUAUUGUCUGAUGAUUCACUUGGACGAAAGUGCUAAAAUUUUCCUCCUAAAUACGUGUUAUUGUUUAAAAUUUUUGCGGCCAAUCCCAUCAAAGUUUAUACAACAAAAAUAAUAAACAAUUAACUAAUAUCUUCGACGAACUGUCACCCAAAGUGAACUUUUAUUGUUGUGUUAUUAUAUCGGUUUGCAUUUUGAGUGCCGUGCCGGUUGAAUGAGUCUCAAUCUCAAGUCUAGUUGUAGUUGUCAAUUUUGACAAUCUACUUACCGUAACUUGUCUUGUGUUGUCCCGGCUGCCUGUCAAACAAAAAAGGGCCAACAUUAAUUAUUGAAUAUUCAAUUCCAUUUGCAGAAAAAAGACAAACCCUAUAUUUCUGUGUCUUCUUGUUGUCUGGAUCUGGAGUGAGAAGAAAAGAAAAGAAGAAUUUUUUCGAAGGUGCUGUCAUUUUAAACGUGAAAAGACAGUGAAGACUUUGCGUCUGUCAAAAAAGGAAAAGUAAAACAUAAUCGUCAUCAAAAAAAAACCGAAACAAAACAAAAUAUACAAAAAAUAAUUCCUUAUCUUUUCUGUUUUGUUAUGUUAAGUCGUUUAUUUGUAAUUUAAGACGAGGUGAGGUGUGUGUUUUGUGUUUUCAUCUCCAAGUCCAAAAUUUUGUUGUGAAAAAAAGAGAAGGGCAAUGUAAUCGUCAAUCGAAGAAAGAAAAGGAGGUUUACCGGUUAACUAAAGUGCGUGGUGUUAAGUGUUUGUUUUUAUUCCUAAGUUAAAGUUAGUGGUUUCGGUCUUCAGUAUUUCGGUGUAGUCAAAGAGUUAAGUGAAGUCUGCCUUCUGCAGCAUCCACGGAGACAAUAAUGCAAGUUGGCAGUACUAAGUUAUUCAUAAGGUGUCCCUAGAUAUUUGCAGAAUAGUCAAAACAAUUUUAUGAACACAAAAAGGAACUCUCAUGUAAAGAUACAAAAACGCAUUUGUAGUGAAUGAUAGAUAGCAGCAAUAUACAUAUAGCAGCAAAAGGCGCACUAAUAUCAAUAAUAAUCGUCAUCAUCAACAUCGUUGUGCCGUCGUUGUUGUUGUUGUUGAUUGUGUGUAACCGUCGACGACGACGUCGUCAUCAUCAUCAUCAUUAUCAUCAUCAAACAUAAUUAUCGGAAACAUAGCGACAUCGACCGCAGGCAUAAGAGUAGAUAAAUAAAAACAAAAAUAAAAACAGAUACUCAAAGAUAUACUUACUGACUAAACUCAAGCACACUGCACAUCCAAUCCAUGAGAGUUUUAUUAACUCACAAAUCUGGUUUAGUUGCUGUUUUGUGUCGCCUGCCCCUCGACCUCGAUCAUCCCCCCAAAGCACUCUCUUGUUCUUCUUCCUUCUUGAGUAUAGAACGAAGAGUAUAGGGCAACAAAUGAGAAUACAAAUAAAAAGAUACAAAAACAAUAAAUACAAUCACAGCUCACCAGACCCAGCAACAUCCUUCGGAUGCAUACAACAAGCAUAAGCAUCAGCAUCAGUAGAUAUACAGCCUCUUCUCGCAACAACAAAAAAUAAGUAUAACUUGAAGUACUGCCACCUACCUCUCAACUUUCAAGGAGAAAUCUCAGAACAUCUACCUACCCUAUAAAAAGAUACAACUCCUCGCUGCUUGCUCUCUCUCUUCUUCUUUAUAGAUACAUUCGUACCAACCUGGUGCAACCUGUUGGAUCAGCACGAAAUACUAAGAAAAACACACGAAAAGGUUGAAAUAACAACAACAACAAAAUACAAAAAUAUCGCCGGUGUGCCACGAAAGAGCUGCACAAAACAAAUUGCCCACAAAAGAUAUAAAAAUACUAAAAAAAAAAAUAUAUAAUUUCAAAUAACGACGGCGACGACAAAAAACCGUCAAUCUCCAAAGAAAAAUUAAAAACACUUGUCCUCAAUUGGAAAAUUAAAAUACAAAAAAAUAACGGAACUUUACACAGGAAAAAAGGCCAACAUUGCGCGACACAAAAUUUACUUAACUUAGAAUAUCUUCGAGACAUAAAAUUCAAAUUCAAAGAAGAAUAACAAAAAAAAAAGGUCACAAUAAUAAAAUUACAAUAAACGCGAGUUUACAAAUCGCAUGACAGACUCAUAUUCAUCGUCAGAUCUAGAAUCGUCUGAUUUUUUGCCUUAUAAUAAAAACGUCAAACUGGCGGCUACCGUAGCAAUGAACACCCCUUACCAUCCGUAUUCGGAUAUAACGCCACCACAUCAUCCGCCAAGUCCGGAUAAUAACAAUUAUCCGCCAAUGCCUGGCGGAUAUCACAAUGGGCAUAGUGGCGGUGGUGGCGGCGGCGGAGGUGGCGGUGGUGGAGGAGGCGGUGGCGGAGGUGGCGGUAGGGGUGGAGGACACACACCGCAUCUGACGCCAAUGGAAGACGUUUCGCCAGACUUUCACCACCACCAUCAUCAUCAUCAGCACCAUCACCAGCAGAUCACCAACAAUAAUAAUCCGAUAAAACAGUGUGCCGGUUGUGGGGAAAAAAUAGCCGAUAGAUUCCUGCUACACGCCUUAGACCGAUAUUGGCACAAUUCGUGUUUAAAAUGUCAUUGUUGUGGUGAGAAUUUAGCGGAUAUGGGUUCAAGUUGUUACACACGAGGGGGUCUGAUAUUAUGCAAAAAGGAUUACACAAGUAUGUUCGGAUGUUCGGGUACAUGCUCGGGAUGCGGACAAACGAUACCACCCAAUGAAUUGGUAGCUAAAGCGAUGACACCAAUCAAUCAACAAACAACGAACUUAGAUAACCAAAAAAAUAGUCCAAACAAUCUAUUUGUGUUUCAUUUAAAAUGUUUCUCAUGUACGAAAUGUGGUGCACAUCUGAGACCUGGAGAUAGAUAUACAAUGUUGGCGGGUAGCUUAGUAUGUGAGCAGGACUGGCAUAAAAUAAUAAAAAACACAACAACGACAAAUGGUACAACACCAGCUGUUCGAAAGGGUAAAGUCGGUAGGCCUAGACGUACCAAAGAGUAAAAUCAAGUUAAAUAAAAACAAAACAAAAAUAAAAAUCAUCCUCCUGCAACAAGAAAAAAUUUAAAAAUAUUAAAAUAGCAAACAAAAAAAAACAUACUAUUCAAAUCACACACAAAAACACACACACACGAUAAAAACAGAAGACAUUAAAAACUACAAGAAUUUUUAUAAUUUAAUUUUAAUUAAUAAUUUUUGUUUAAAACUAAACUUACCCCCCUCCCAUAGAUCAGGUGCGGAAUCUGUGAUCUGCUAACAUCGAAAAUUAUAAGAAAGUAAAAAACAAAACUAAAAUUUAAAUAAACAAAACAAACAAAUGUUAUUCUAAAGUCCUGAUCUAAACCUAAAUAGUAUAUCUCUAGUCGUUUUGUACAUAAAUACAAAAAAAAAACAAAAACAUUUUUAAAAAACGUAUGAAAAGGUGUUGUGAAUAAUAAUAAAAAAAAUACAAACUUUAAAAAACGCUCUCUAGGUUUAAAAAUUGAGAAACUAAAUGACACCCCAAAAAAAGGCAUUCAUUUUAAGUCACAAAUUCAAAUUUAAUAAACAAAUGAAAAACAAAACAAAAAACAUACAUUUAUAUACAUAAAAUAUUGUGUACCCUAGUGUACACUAUGUUUACACUUUUAUUACUCACACUUCCCGUCCUUUGAUUUUUAUCAACAAAUCAUUAAUUAAAGCCUGUGGAACAAUCGGAAAAUAAAAACAAAUAUUUAAAAAAAUAAAAUUCUCAAUAAAUAAAAAGAAAAAAUUAAAAUUAUUACCUAACAACUAUUAAAAAUAGUAAACAACACACACACACAGACACGACACAAAAGAGAAGAAAACAUAAAGAAACAAAAAAAAUUAAAUUAUAAAUUUCUAUAGUAAUUGUAUUUAAAUUAUAAGAACAUUUAAAUUAUUGCAAAAACAAAAAACAACAAAAUAUAAAACUUAAAAAAAAAAACAACAACAACCAAUCAAUACCUUAAAAAUGAGAAAACGUGGAACAAAUAAUUCUUUGUACCUAUUUGAAUUAAAUAAUUACCUAUUAAUUAUACCUUAAUUAAGAAUUAUGUGUUAAAUUUUGUACUCAUAUUAUUUUUUCAAUUUGUAAUAUUAUACUUUUAUUUUGUGUUAAGUUAAGUUGUAUUAUUUUGUUUUUAUUUAUAUAAUUUUUGUACACUUAUAUCCUUUUUUUAUUUGUCUGUAUGUAAUUUUUUUCUAAAUUAUUUUGUUAAUUAAAUUGAGACGAAGGAAGAUAUCUUAACUGACAAAUUUGACAACUUGAUCUUAGAACCAGAAUAAAACGAAUUUAAGAUCUAAGUAAAAUAACUCGAAUAAGAUUAAGCUAAGCACAGGCGAUUUAAGGAUCUUUCAUUUACAAAAUGGUCUGCAUUUCAGGACUGUCAUUCCAGAAGUCUGGGGUUCGAUCCAUGCCUGUGCCAUUUAAAGUUUUUUUUCACGGAUACUUCCUCUUGCAAAGAAUUAACAAAUCCUCCAAGAGUUAUUUUUGUCAUGAAAAGUGGUUUUUUGGAUAAGCGGUUCGGAUUGGUCUUAAAACUGUAGGUACCCUCCAUCCCUUGAGAGUUGUAAUUCACUAGACCCUUGUUCUCAACGAACUGUUGCACCAACUAAUUUAUAUAUUUUAUUUUAUAUCAAAAACGUCGUUCUUAUUGAUUCUCAGACAGUUUUUGAAAUUGUCGAAUGUCAUUGUUUAAUGUAAUUUACAGUUCUUUAACUAUCCUUAAAAUCUCUCUCUAUUGAGAAUCUGUACACCCUGUGUAAAAUUGUAAGAUAUUUAGUUUAUGUCAACUCAUUGUUAGCUAUUAUCAAAGUACUGACUUAUUUGAGAGUCUUCUGUACAUAGUUCUAUACCAAAAAUAACAAUGAACGAUCAUUGUUUUGACGAAAGGCUCUGUGUCUUAUACUCUUUGAUAAAAAAUAAAUACUUUUCCAUUACAAGGUUUCAUUAUAACAUUAAAAAAGUUGCAUUUUUAGAGAUAUAGAACUUUUAAAUGGAAUAAAACAGAGAUGACUUUUUUAAAUUUUGAAGAAAUUUACUUUAUUCGAAAGGUCUUCUUUUGGCUUUAUAAUUUAAAUACGAUGGCGAAUGUUAUAUCUUAAGUGAAAUAUUAUGAUGUUUAUUUCGUAACCUAAAAGUUUCAAUGACCAAUGAACAUAUUUCAGCUGUAUGUCCUCAAUAGCUUCUAGAGUUCAAUCUUUAAGAUCUUGAUUCUGGAUGAUUGACAUAUACAUAUAGAAGUGAAAAGGUCAUACAAAACAAGAUCUCGGUGAACAAUUGUGGUCACGUUUUCGAUAAAUCACAAGGUUAGAAAACUUUUUCUGAAAAAUUGUAAUUGUUUUGUUGAAAAUAAACAUCGUCGCCACAUCAAUUUAUUCUAAUUCCUGACAAAAAAUUCCAGCCACAAAAAAUCAUACUUCCUUACUUCAUUCACAGUAAAAGUUGAACCAAACCAGGGUUAUUUUCGAAAAAGUAAGGUCCAAACACACCGCCAUCGCUAACGCCAAAAACUGACACAUUGUAGAUAGAAAGGGCAUUUUAGAAGCCCCAAAUUUGAAAACUCUUGAUAACGUAAAAUUUGCCCAUUUUCUAAAAACGAUACCCACAAGUGCUUUUGCAUCCUGUGACUGAAAAAUAUUCAUCAUUUUGUAGUAAAUUUUAACAAUUUCAAUACGAGCUUGAAUCGUGAAUAGUUAAAUUUUUAGUAAUGGCGUAGUUUUAUCUUGUCAAAUGUCAAAAGAUGACAGCUUCAAAAGUACAGCUCAGGCAUAUGAAGAGCUAUUCAAAAUUAAAACUUUUAUUGGAAAACACUUUUUUCACAGAAUAAUACUUAGUACUAGUAAGUUUUCAACCACGCGAGGGGCUCUUAACCUUUUACUUGUUUAAAUAACAAAUGUAGUGCCUCUUAAUUCUGCCGAACAACAUUAUUCUGGCAUAAUAAUUCUUUUCUUAUGAAAGCGGUAUUCAUUGUAAAGAAUUCCUAAUAAGCUUUUCAGAACCGAUCCAUAUCAUUCAAAUCAAUUAGAUUAUUCAGAACUCUUAAAGGGAUGCAUUACAAUAUGUACUUAGAAAAACAAGAAUAUUAAACGGAAUUUAAAAUGCAUUCAUUCACUGUUGCCUGAUAAGAAAUUCUUAAGAAAAAAGCUUCUAUUUAUAGGUUUGGUUUCAACUUCGAAAGUUGCCAAGAAAGUAUCAUUCGUUUAUUAAGAACUUUAAAUGGUAGGAGGUCGUGAUAACAUUUAAAAUGGUUUUAUCUAAAGUUUAUAACUUUUUAACCCAAAUCAUAUAAUUAAAAUGAAACAAUUUUUAACAUUUGGUCCCUAAUUGUGAUUUCUCUUUUGUAAAUCUGAUUCUACAAUCCUAAAACUUACCAAAUAAGUAGUUUUCACUCAGUUUAAUCUUGCCUUAACGUUAAAAUAAAACUAACAGCAUGUUAAACUAACACACAAUAAAUGUUUGCAAAUGUAAGAGCCUAUGUCAAAUUUGACUUUGUUUAGCCCGAUUUUAAAGGAAUAGUUCGCGUUCACAGCUAAAUUGGCUCAAGAUUGAAAACUUAACAUCCAGCUUUAACAAUUUUUUGAAUUUUUAAAAAUUUCACAUUUAAAAACCUAUUGGUAGUUCCUAGAUUCAAAAAACCGCUUGUGAAUGUCUAAAAUGUUCAGCUACCUUGAGAUAAAUUUCCUGGGUUC
This is a messenger RNA of Eupeodes corollae, 6751 nucleotides long. Its product is annotated as actin-binding LIM protein 1-like. Bases 2171 to 3061 code for a protein of 296 amino acids. The record is from RefSeq and is a predicted model, not a curated record. The transcript is spliced from 6 exons. Lineage: Eukaryota; Metazoa; Arthropoda; Insecta; Diptera; Syrphidae.